AUGCGAAAGGGUGUAUCAAAUGUCAAAUCUACUGCCCCAUACAAAGCGUACCAGCUGAAGCCCUCCACCCGGUUACUAAACCAUGGCCGUUCAGAUGAUGGGCCGUGGAUAUCAUCUGCAAAAUCUACCCAGCCGCGUCCAACCAGCACGCUUGGAUUUUGGUGGCAACUGACUAUUUCACUAAAUGGGUUGAGGCGGAGUCCUGUUGGUCCAUUUCUAGCACACAGAUUCUGUAUACCCGAAACCAUCACGGCCGAUAACGGCCCAGUUUUCGCAUCAGCCGAGACUCGGGAAUACGCCAAAAGGAUAGGGAUCAAAUUGGUCCACUCGACACCCUACUACCCACAGUCUAUCGGACAGGCCGAGGCGAGCAACAAGGUAAUCAAGAGCAUCCUCGAGAACAUGAUUGAGGAAAAACCCAGGGCGUGGCAUGACUUACUCCUUGCAGCCCUUUGGGCUUACCGAGUCUCAAAACGAUCGGCUACUGGCACAUCCCCUUAUGCCUUAUCAUACAGCCAUGACGCCAUCGUUCCGAUGGAGUUAAAGGUUCGGUCUCUCCGUGUGACCGAACGACCUGGGCAGGAAGGGAAGGACUAUGCGCAAGCCAUGGCUCAGGAGUUAGAAGAUUUGGAGCAAUCUAGACUCGAUGCUCAUAGCCUAAUGCAGGCACAAAAGCCCAUCGGGACUAAGGACCCUCGGCUCGGCAAAUUCACCCAAUUGGGAAGGGCCGUUUAUUAUCGAACGAAUUCUUGGCCGAGGUGCAUUUCAGUUGAGAGAUAG
Molecule: messenger RNA, 780 nt
Organism: Prunus armeniaca (apricot)
Lineage: Eukaryota; Viridiplantae; Streptophyta; Magnoliopsida; Rosales; Rosaceae
Source: the annotation of a GenBank genome assembly